GAGAAUCGUAGAAUCGUGUUUUCAUAUAUCACAUAGUAAAUAGGGAGGUUGUGUUAGGCAUAGUUUUCAACGGCAUUUUGUCUAGUUUUCAAAGAUAUGCUUGAAUAGUUUGCAGUCUGCUCACCGACAGCAGCAGCAUGCAGGGAACGUAAAAUGUACAAUUGGGGUAAAAGUUCGCAAUGCACAGUGGGGCAAAAGUCCGCGUGCGUACUCUUACCCCAUGCAUUUUACAACAAUUAUUUUAAUGUUUUUAGUUCAUUUUAAACAAAUAUAAUGAUGUUUUUACUUUAAAAACAGGUAAAAUAGUUCAUGUAAAUUUGUCACUGAAAAACUUUUAUUGAAUACUGGUGUAUAAAAAUUAAUACCUAUUAAAAAUAAUCAUUUCAGUUGUCGACCUAAUAUCAUGGUUGAUUAUAGUAUUGUUAGCAAUAUUUUUUAUUUAUUUCACUAAUACUUAUGUUUCUCUUUUUUUUAGGAAUUAUAAGAGAAAAACGGAACGAAAACCAUGCACUCCAGAAAUGCUAGAAUCAGCCAAACAAAUGCUCGAGGCUGGACAGUCAAAACGUAGUAUAGCUCGUGAUUUGGGAAUAACGGAAGGAGCAUUGAGAAAGAGACUAAAAAUGGGAGCUGGAGUUACCAAGCUCGGGCGGUUUGUCUCAGUAUUCACAAGUGCAGAAGAAACACAACUGAAAGAACACGUCAUCGAUUUGGACUCCCAUUUUUAUGGUUUGACAUUCAAGGAUUUUCAAGGGACUCAAGUUAGUAAUCCCUUUGAUAAAGACACUAAAAUGGCUGGAAAAGAGUGGGCCUUAAGUUUUUUAAAAAAACACAAGUUAUCUCUUCGUGUACCUAAAAAAACAAGUCUUGCACGAAUCAUGGGCUUCAACAAACCUCAAGUUGACUUAUUCUUUCAAAAUCUAGAAGAAUUGAUGACAAAACAUAAGUUCCCCCCUUCAAGAAUGUUCAACAUGGACGAGUCGGGAAUUUCUACUGUGCCAAACAGAGCCCCAAGGGUGGUAUCAGUUCAAGGUAAAAAAGCUGUCGGAAAAGUUUUAUUGGCGGAAAGGGGUCAGUUGACAACAGUAAUUUGUGCAAUGAGUGCGAGUGGUAAUUUCAUUCCACCUGCUAUCGUUUUUGCCAGGAAAAGACUGAAACAAGAAUUGUUAAAUGGUGCUCCUACAGAAGCUGUCAUGUUUUGUUCAGAUUCAGGCUAUAGCAACUCAGAAAUAUUCCUAGAAUGGCUAAAGCACUUCCAAACACACAUUCAUUCUUCUAAGGACAACCCGGUGCUCUUGGUAAUGGAUAACCAUGCAUCUCACAUCAGCAUUAACGCUGUAAACUUUUGCAGGGACCAUGAAAUUUACUUAUUAACAAUUCCCCCACAUAGUAGCCACAAGCUACAACCUCUGGACAAAUGUUUUUUCAAACCUUUAAAGGACUUCUUUGCUCAAAUGUGCGACCAAUGGAUGGUGAACAAUCCAGGUCGUGUUGUAACUCAAUUUCAAAUAUCAGAACUGUUGGGUGAAGCAUACCCAAAAGCUGCUACAAUGGGUAGAGGAAUCAAUGGCUUUAAAGAAUGCGGGAUUUAUCCGAUCAAUAAAUACAUAUUCAGUGAAGAGGACUUCCUUCCAAGCUCAGUAACCGAUCAAGGUUUUCCAGUUGAACCAAUUAUAGAGGACAAUAUGCAAACUCUUCAGACACCAGCACAAAACGGAGGUGAGACACCCACAACAUCAAUGCCGAACACAGCGACUUCGUCAGCUCAAUCAACAGGAAAAAUUAUUCAGACACCAGCACAUGACGGAGGUGAGACACCCACAAAACCAAUGCCGAACACACCAUCUUCGUCAGCUCAAUCAACAAGAAAAACAUGGGUUUCUCCAGCAGACAUUAAGCCGCUCCCUAAGAGAGCCCAUAAGCAAAAGAGAUAA
This is a messenger RNA of Homalodisca vitripennis (glassy-winged sharpshooter), 1931 nucleotides long. RefSeq names its product MFS-type transporter clz9-like. Lineage: Eukaryota; Metazoa; Arthropoda; Insecta; Hemiptera; Cicadellidae. Bases 519 to 1931 code for a protein of 470 amino acids. The transcript is spliced from 2 exons. Gene Ontology annotation, molecular function: DNA binding. The record is from RefSeq and is a predicted model, not a curated record. Gene Ontology annotation, cellular component: nucleus.